Molecule: messenger RNA, 1869 nt
Organism: Mesoplodon densirostris (Blainville's beaked whale)
Lineage: Eukaryota; Metazoa; Chordata; Mammalia; Artiodactyla; Ziphiidae
Gene: SLC6A2
Product: solute carrier family 6 member 2
Exons: 14
Coding region: 16-1869 (617 amino acids)
Biological process (GO): sodium ion transmembrane transport; dopamine uptake involved in synaptic transmission
Cellular component (GO): neuron projection; plasma membrane; neuronal cell body membrane
Molecular function (GO): neurotransmitter:sodium symporter activity; norepinephrine:sodium symporter activity; dopamine:sodium symporter activity
Source: RefSeq, a predicted model, not a curated record
UCGCCAGCCGCACCCAUGCUUCUGGCGCGGAUGAACCCGCAGGUGCAACCUGAGAACAGCGGGGCGGGCCCGGGGUCGGAGCAGCCCCAGCGGAAGCGCAAAGCUGCAGAACUCUUGGUGGUGAAAGAGCGCAACGGCGUCCAGUGCCUCCUGGCAUCCCGCGACGGCGAUGAGCAGCCCCGGGAGACCUGGGGCAAGAAAAUCGACUUCCUGCUGUCGGUGGUCGGCUUCGCCGUAGACCUGGCCAACGUGUGGCGCUUCCCCUAUCUCUGCUACAAGAACGGCGGAGGUGCCUUUCUGAUCCCGUACACCCUGUUCCUCAUCAUCGCUGGCAUGCCCCUGUUCUACAUGGAGCUGGCUCUGGGCCAGUACAACCGGGAAGGGGCAGCCACCGUGUGGAAGAUCUGCCCGUUUUUCAAAGGAGUUGGCUACGCUGUGAUCCUCAUUGCACUCUACGUUGGCUUCUACUACAAUGUCAUCAUUGCCUGGUCACUCUACUACCUCUUCUCCUCCUUCACCCUUAACCUGCCCUGGACUGACUGCGGCCAUGCCUGGAACAGCCCCAACUGCACCGAUCCCAAGCUCCUCAACAGCUCCGUGCUGGGCAACCAUACCACGUACUCCAAGUACAAGUUCACGCCGGCAGCAGAGUUUUAUGAACGUGGUGUCCUGCACCUUCACGAGAGCAGUGGGAUUCAUGACAUCGGCCUGCCCCAGUGGCAGCUCUUGCUCUGUCUGAUCGUCGUCGUCAUCGUCCUGUUUUUUAGCCUCUGGAAAGGAGUGAAGACAUCAGGAAAGGUGGUGUGGAUCACGGCCACGCUGCCUUACCUCGUGCUGUUUGUGCUCCUGGUCCACGGCAUCACGCUGCCCGGCGCUUCCAAUGGCAUCAACGCCUACCUGCACAUCGACUUCUACCGUCUGAAAGAGGCCACGGUAUGGAUUGAUGCUGCAACUCAGAUAUUUUUUUCCUUGGGUGCUGGAUUUGGUGUCUUGAUUGCAUUUGCUAGUUACAACAAAUUUGACAACAACUGCUAUAGGGACGCCCUGCUCACCAGCACCAUCAACUGUGUCACCAGCUUCAUCUCUGGGUUCGCCAUCUUCUCCAUCCUGGGUUACAUGGCCCAUGAACACAAGGUCAACAUUGAGGAUGUUGCCACUGAAGGAGCUGGCCUGGUCUUCAUCCUGUACCCAGAAGCCAUUUCCACCCUAUCAGGAUCCACGUUCUGGGCUGUUGUGUUCUUCGUCAUGCUCCUGGCUCUGGGAAUUGACAGCUCAAUGGGAGGCAUGGAGGCGGUCAUCACGGGCCUGGCCGACGACUUCCAGGUCCUGAAACGACACCGGAAACUCUUCACAUUUGGCGUCUCCUUUGGAACCUUCCUUCUGGCCCUGUUUUGCAUAACCAAGGGUGGAAUAUACGUGCUGACCCUGCUGGACACGUUUGCGGCGGGGACCUCCAUUCUGUUUGCUGUGCUCAUGGAGGCCAUAGGCGUCUCCUGGUUUUAUGGUGUGGACAGGUUCAGCAACGACAUCCAGCAGAUGAUGGGAUUCAAGCCGGGCCUGUACUGGAGACUCUGCUGGAAGUUUGUCAGCCCUGCGUUCCUCCUGUUUGUGGUGGUCGUGAGCAUCAUCAAUUUCAAGCCGCUCACCUACGAUGACUACAUCUUCCCACUCUGGGCCAACUGGGUCGGGUGGGGCAUCGCGGGCUCCUCCAUGGUCCUGGUGCCCGCCUACGUCGUCUACAAGUUCCUCAGCACGCGGGGCUCCCUUCGCGAGAGACUGGCCUAUGGCAUCACCCCAGAGAACGAGCAUCACCUGGUGGCCCAGAGGGACGUCAGGCAGUUCCAAUUGGAACACUGGCUGGCCAUCUGA